Molecule: messenger RNA, 219 nt
Organism: Linderina pennispora
Lineage: Eukaryota; Fungi; Kickxellomycota; Kickxellomycetes; Kickxellales; Kickxellaceae
Exons: 4
Coding region: 1-177 (58 amino acids)
Source: RefSeq, a predicted model, not a curated record
AUGCCGAGUUGGACGGUGGCGCAACCGGCGGCUGGCAUUGGCGCGCUGCAGGUGCGCUGGCGGACGUACGGAAACGAGUACCAGCCGAGCAACCUGAAGCGCAAGAGACGGCACGGGACGGGACGGCGGGUGCUGACCCGUCGCAAGCUCAAGGGGCGCAAGUUCCUGUCGCACUAAACAGCUUUAUGCUUUUCGGAAAUACAUGACUAGCAAAGGGAG